CAACUGACACGAGACAAGUCGAGUCGUGUGAUACCUGAACUAAACCGUCUAAACCUGACUGAUGUCAAUUGUGUUUCGCAUCAGGCGGAUGGGCUUGGACUAGUUAGUUUCUUGUUACAUUGUGUACUAGGAAUGAGUUGACGUUCUAUACUGCUUGUUAAAACACUGAAGUGGAAACAAAUUUGAUAAACGAAAUCUAAAAUGGUGAUUGGAACUGAGAUGCCAGCUUCCUCCUCUAGGGAGAGAAAGGAUUCAGGUGGAGACAAGGAAAAAGAUGAGCGAAUGUUUGAAUGUAACAUUUGCCUGGACACUGCUAAAGAAGCUGUAGUUAGUAUGUGUGGACAUUUGUUUUGUUGGCCGUGCCUGCACCAGUGGCUGGAUACAAGACCGAACCGGCAAGUGUGUCCGGUGUGCAAGGCAGCGAUAUCCAAGGAGAAAGUGAUACCUUUGUAUGGCCGUGGCAGCACUAAGCAGGAUGACCCCAGGACUAAAACACCCCCCAGACCCCCAGGUCAAAGAUCGGAGCCCGAAAAUAAUGGAGGAUUUCCUGGAUUUGGGUUUGGAGAAGGAGGUUUUCACAUGUCUUUUGGUAUUGGAGCUUUUCCGUUUGGUUUCUUCACAUCAUCAUUCCAAGUGGGCGACAGGGCUGGACAAGGUAUGUGGUUUCACAUUACUGUGAUAUGAAUAUUACCAUGAACA
Homalodisca vitripennis (glassy-winged sharpshooter) is the source of this 699-nucleotide messenger RNA. RefSeq names its product E3 ubiquitin-protein ligase RNF185-like. Gene Ontology annotation, molecular function: ubiquitin protein ligase activity; ubiquitin-like protein conjugating enzyme binding; metal ion binding. The transcript is spliced from 5 exons. The record is from RefSeq and is a predicted model, not a curated record. The coding region runs from base 202 to 684 and encodes 160 amino acids. Lineage: Eukaryota; Metazoa; Arthropoda; Insecta; Hemiptera; Cicadellidae. Gene Ontology annotation, biological process: ubiquitin-dependent protein catabolic process. Gene Ontology annotation, cellular component: endoplasmic reticulum.